Messenger RNA from Spodoptera frugiperda (fall armyworm), 3572 nucleotides. Its product is annotated as homeobox protein orthopedia. Gene Ontology annotation, biological process: neuron differentiation; regulation of DNA-templated transcription. Gene Ontology annotation, molecular function: DNA binding; DNA-binding transcription factor activity, RNA polymerase II-specific. The transcript has 8 exons. Lineage: Eukaryota; Metazoa; Arthropoda; Insecta; Lepidoptera; Noctuidae. The coding region runs from base 447 to 1418 and encodes 323 amino acids. The record is from RefSeq and is a predicted model, not a curated record.
GUCGGCAACAAUGUGAGCACUAUCUGUUUUUGUACCAGUCGACGGUCGGUUUCCACAUUAAACGAUCAUUUUAAGGGCGAACCAAUCAAACUGCAAAUUUAUACAAAUUGAUACUAAACGGGUUAUAUUAAUUUUAUAACAAAAAUUAAGUGUGUAAAUAAGUUUGAACGGAGUCGUAAUUAAAACUAAUUGGGUUUAAUAUAGCGCUAAUUAUUUUGUAUUAAGGCGGGUUUUCGCUGGAAUUUCGUCCUUUUUGACGUUUUGCGUGAGUGUCGUUGGAAUUUUUUGUGUCUCUCUCGAGUGGACUUGUGCUGUGGCGUGGAGAUGCUGGGCGCUGGAGUGGCGGCGCGGGGCCCGUGCUAGCCGCGGCCGCAGCCAUUGGUUUGUGCAGCUGUGUUGCGGACGAUGUCGACAUAGGGGGCGGCCAGGGUUGGCCCCUAGAGGCCAUGCUCAAUAACCUCACUGCGACAGCUUUGGGAGGUCACAAAGAGUCGUGCUCAGAGGACAGCAAGCCGCACGAGAUCAAGCCGAGCCUCGACCGGUCGCACCAUGCGCUCGGCCCGCGGCUGCACAUCGCGCACAACAUACGCACCGAACACUUACAAGGUGGCAUCCACCAACAACACAGUGGGGGGCAUAUGGCCACCGUGCCAGUCAGCAUGUCGUCCUCAGCAUCAGACAGCGACAAACCUGCCAAGCAGAAGAGACAUCGGACGAGGUUUACACCGGCACAACUGAACGAGUUGGAGAGAUGUUUUUCUAAGACACAUUACCCUGACAUCUUCAUGCGCGAGGAGAUCGCCAUGAGGAUCGGCCUUACUGAGAGUAGAGUACAGGUGUGGUUCCAGAACCGUCGUGCGAAGUGGAAGAAACGCAAGAAGAGUACGAAUGUGUUCCGCUCCCCCGGCGCGCUGCUGCCGUCGCACGGACUGCCGCCUUUCGGUGCCGGGGACGUCUGCAGUCCCGGCGUCUUCGCUGACAGGCCUUGGUCCAUGCCCGCUGGCCUAGGUCAGCUAUCACAAGGCGGCGUGUCGAUGGGCGGUUUCGGCGCGGGUGGUCUACCACAGCUGGCUGCCGACCUCAACCCAUCCCUGCCCAUUAGCUCCGUCGCCUCUGGACAACCUUACCAGGGACAUUAUCCGCUCAACUCACUUGGGGACACGAUGAUGUCGUACUGCAACAACAUCAGCCAGCAGCAGCAGGGCGCGCUGGAAGGGUCGCCCACUCCGCCGCACAUGGCACACUGCGGCAACAACAACGCUUCGCCCACUGCCUCCGGUAAUGGUGGUGAACCCGCGGAGGAGGAAGUGUGGCGCGGGCACAGUAUCGCCGCGCUGCGCCGCCGCGCGUCCGAGCUGUCGGCCGCCAUCCCGCCGUACUUGCAGCUCAACUACGACGCACACAGCCCCGUCUACUGACCGCGUUACCCCGUCUUCUGACCGCGCGACCGCUACUGACUGCUCAUCUCAGUCCAUCGAAGAUCGACCUUGUACUAUAGUGAUACUUGCAUCCAUUUGUAACUAUUACUUCCCAAUCAUUAGUUUAUGCCUCGUCGAGAUUGUCGGCUGGCUUGUGACACAUAAACCCCUAAUUAAAGACAUUGGUUUUGCUACUUCCAUGGCUCGAAAUGUUUGCAAAUGAGCGUGUAUUGGUGUACUUUCGGAGUUAUUUUAGACGUUUGUCGAAGGAUUUACUUAUGUGGUGCGUAACGCAAUAGAUGUGGAUUUCAUUGCACUUUGUGGUUCAUUUGAAUCAGUGCUGCGGUUUACAAUACGUAAAUUAUUGAUAUCAUAUUUUUGAUGCUUUUUUUGUAAAAUUAAAUUGGCAUACACUGUAUACGAAAUGAAUUGAGGGUCAAGCAUAAGUUUUGUCGUUUAAGUAACCACUUGGUACGAUUGUUCGUGGGUGAUACAACAAUGUAAAUGGCAAAAGUCAUGCUUGGUCUAAAUGUUUACUUACAAACGUACCGACACGUGUUUAUGUAGUCUGUCAUUUAACCGCAUUGGCUGUGUUGAACAAAUUGUGAGAUUAAAUGGCACAAACCUACAAUAUUGUAGCACUCUAGGCAAAUUAUGGCGCUUUAGAUAUUUACUAAAGCAAGCCACUAGGCCUACAGGACAAAAUCCUCUAGAUUUUCUUCGAAAUGGUGAACAUUUCGGAGUGCUAUCACGAUGAUAUUUACUGCAAGAUUUGCAGAGACAUUAAAACUACUUACGAUAAAAUUGUGAGCUGUAUUCGAGAAAAUACAUGUAUACGCAUUCGUACAAUAAUAAAUUAUAGUUUAAUAUUAAGCUAUUUAUUGUUUAAGUAACGAGUAUAAAGUAUUAAAUAGUGUUAAAUAGCAGUAAUGUUAAUGUAUUUACGAAAGUUUGUCGUAUUCGAGGAUUAGGUACGGAUUCCAAACAUUCCGAUUCAAAAUUUAGAAUAGUGUACCGUUAGAAAACAGGGCAACGCCUUGAGUUCCGACGUUUAAGAAAAUAACAGAUACCUACUUUGAUAUCGAAAGUUUUCACUUCGGAAACUCAUGGCAGUCCCUCAGAAAUAUUUUCAUUAAUUCGGGCUUUGUCGUGAAUUGUUAUUGAUCGUAAAGAAUAUGCAUCAAUCAGUAUUACCAGCAUUUAAUAUAAGAAGACUGAGCCCGACCUUCUGUAGACGAAUUGAACAACACCACAUACCUAGUGCAAAUAAAUUACUUUACAUUAUGCAAUAGGGAAUGUGAUAGUAAUUUUAAAUGUUGUCCCGGUCUGUAGGUUACCAAGCGAAGAGAAGUUAGCGAUUUUUCUCUUAAACAAAAUUGUAUACAAACAUAGUUUUACGACAAAAGAGGGUAAUCUAGUUCAGUGUGUAACAUUAUACAAGAAUCAAAUAAAGUGGAAAUUAAUCUUAUUCCCACACCCUGUAUACGGAAUUUCGAUCCAAAGUACGUUUUAUGUGUGUAAAUGUAUAGCUAGGUAUAUUCAAUAUAGAUAAACGAAAUUGAACUCACGGCCACUGUAUUUUAAACACAUUUUUGUAUUAGUUGAAAGUGGUUGAUAGUUCCUAUUUGUUUUGGGCUCCGGUUCGACGAAUAAUUUUGUCUGUCGUAAUUUUCUUUGUGUCAAUUUUUUAAUCUGUGUAUUUUCCGUCCGUUGUUUUGUGUGUAAGUAUUAUUGCUUUUGUUUUAUUUCUUUUAAUGUCUCGGAGCCAUUUUACUUUAAUUUCGAAUCUCUUAGGUUUAAGGAAGAUACCUGUAUGAUACUUAUUCUCUUUUUCGAACACCAAAGUGAAGCUUGUUUCUGUAACAAAACCUACUUUACUAAUGCUUCAAAUAAGUACCUAUUGGGUUUUUCAAUUGUGAAGGUGACGUCACAGUACAUUGUAUGCUAGAAGUGAUGUGCCGUACUUACUAAUUUAUUUAUGUAUCGAUUUUUCUAUAAGUAAAGAACUGAGUGGUUAAUAACUUCUAGAACAAAUGAAUAUUUUAAUUGAAUACGAUAACUCGCUCGCUCCGUGUAUGUAUAGCCUACGUUUAGAGUUACAGUACUAGUUGUAAGUAUUAUUAUACAUACAUACAAUAAAAUAGACAAUGUUCA